CCCGGCUGCCCUGGUUGUUGUCCUGUGGCUGGAAGCACUGAGUCUUCUCGGACAGGCUGAGGCACUUGGGCCGGUUUGCACAGAGCGUGGUGGAAGUGUGGAUGCCGGAAGGCCAGAGGCCUGGCAGGGGUGGACACAGGCAACAGAGCCCGUGAAGACAAGUGGGCCAGAAGAUUGCCUUCAUGACUCUGACGCUCUUCCCCAUCCGGCUGCUGCUCGCUGUUACGAUGAUGCUGCUUGCGUGGCCCUUCACGUUCUUCGCUACGCUGGGAUCCUCAGAGAGGGAACCCGAACAGCCCCCGGCCAUGUGGCGGAAGGUUGUGGACAUCCUGCUCAAGGCCAUCAUGCGCACCAUGUGGUUUGCCGGCGGCUUCCACUGGGUUGUUGUGAAGGGGCAGCAGGCCUCGCCACCAGAGGCAGCCAUCCUCACCCUGGCGCCACACUCUUCCUACUUCGAUGCCAUUGCUGUCACCCUGACGAUGUCGUCCAUCGUGAUGAAGGCAGAGAGCAGAGAUAUCCCAAUAUGGGGAACGCUGAUAAAGUACAUACGGCCAGUGUUUGUGUCGCGGUCGGACCAGGAUUCCCGCAGGAAGACCGUGGAGCAGAUCAGAAGGCGGGCACAGUCAAAUGGGAAGUGGCCACAGAUGAUGAUUUUUCCAGAAGGAACAUGUACCAACAGGACCUGCCUAAUUACCUUCAAGCCCGGCGCCUUCAUCCCCGGGGUUCCCGUCCAGCCUGUGGUUUUACGAUACCCAAAUAAACUGGACACUAUCACAUGGACAUGGCAAGGACCUGGGGCGUUGAAAAUUUUGUGGCUCACGCUGUGUCAGUUUCACAACCGAGUGGAAAUUGAGUUCCUCCCCGUGUACAGCCCUUCGGAAGAGGAGAAGAAGGACCCUGCGUUGUACGCCAGCAACGUACGGCGCGUCAUGGCAGAGGCCUUGGGCAUCUCUGUCACCGACUAUACGUUUGAGGACUGCCAGCUGGCCCUGGCAGAAGGACAGCUCCGCCUCCCCGCAGAUACCUGCCUUCUAGAAUUUGCCAGGCUGGUGAGGGCACUGGGGUUAAAGCCAGAAACACUUGAGAAAGAUCUGGAUAAGUACUCCGAGAGCGCCAGGAUGCAGAGGGGAGGAAGGAUGGGCCUCCCAGAGUUCGCGGAGUACCUGGGCGUCCCCGUCUCGGACACGCUGGAGGACAUGUUCUCCCUGUUUGAUGAGGGUGGAGACGGCAAGAUGGACCCUCGGGAGUAUGUGGUCGCCCUGUCUGUUGUCUGCCGGCCGUCCCAGACUCUGGAUACCAUCCAGCUGGCGUUCAAGAUGUAUGGGUCACACGACGGCUACAUCCACGAGGGAACCCUGUCCAGCAUCCUCAAGACUGCCUUGGGGGUGACAGAGCUCAGUGUGACCAGCCUCUUCCAGGCCAUUGACCAGGAGGGGACAGGGAGGAUCACGUUUGCUGACUUCUGCAGGUUUGCAGAAGCGUUCCCCAACUUCGCAGAGGAGUAUCUGUACCCCAAGCAGACACACCCGGACACCUGCGCACAGACGCCGCCUGCCCCGACCCCCAACGGCUUCUGUGCCGACUUCAGCCCUGAAAACUCGGACAUUGGAAGGAAACCGUUUCGUAAGAAACUGGACUAGGACAGGCGGUGCGGGAGAGACGCAGCCUCCCUGUGGCCUUGCUGCCACCCACCUCCACGGGGCUGCGAGCCUGUUUGCUGUGGCGCUCCUGGGCCUCGCUCCUGCGUGUGCUGUGCAUGCACCGGCCUCAGGCCGAGUCCUGAACACCCGGGGUCAUUUCACUCUGUUCCUUUGUGGAGAGCCCAGUGUGUGUGUGUGUAGGGGGGGGUGACGCUUGCACCCACACCGCAUGGCCAGGGGGUGGGGGCUGUUCCUCCCAUGGCGCUCGGGCCAGGGCCACCUGCACUGCCCUGGGCUCACUUUCCCCCGUGGUCUUUCCCCGAGUCCCCUUCUGUGGGUCUGCUCUCGGCGGCUCGCACGGUGGACCAGCCUCCACACGCACACACACCACACACGCAUGAGACUGAGAUGUGUCACAGGUGUUCUGAUUCCAGCACAAAUUCUCUGCUGACCUCUGUGGAGUCACGGCGUGAUAGAGCGCUGUCUGAUUUUUAAACAUUUCUAUAUUUGUGGGAACUCAUGAGUAUUUUAUAAACUUCAUUUAGAUACUCCAGGAAGCAUUCAGCAUUUUUUUAAAAAAACAAAAAAUUCUUUUCUACUUCAUCUUUCCUUUGAGGGCCAGAGGAUAUUUAUUUACAGGCCCUUUUUUGAUAGAAUCCGAGGCUGUCUGGGGCUUUGAGCGACAUCUCUUCCCGGCCUCUCUCUACCAGGUACAUUCCUCCGUCUGGGUCCGCCACACGCACCCGGCCCAGAGCGCCUUUUCUGCUUCAUUAAUCCUUUUCAAAUCCCCCUCUUUUAUAAACGUUACCGGCUUGGUAUUUGUUUAACGUGACGUGAUCUCCUUCCCUGCAGCGCAAACUCCAGCCGAAGCGCUGAGUGUAGGUGAGGUGGGUAAGUCAGGCAGGAGCUCGAAGCAGGGAGGCCCUGGCUGGUGUGCUGAGCCUCCAGGAGGCGGACACCCAGAGAGGCAGGCAUAGCCCUUCUCUGACCUGCACCUGCGGGGCGCGGGACCAGGUAGCCCGGACCCACAUGCAGACAGCGGGGAACGGCUGCGAAGGGCUCCGGGGCCACGUGUGUGGACCCCCGCCGGCCCUGUGGCCUCCCCGCGCUCCAGCACAAGCAUGGCACCCGCCUGGCAUCCGGGAAGGCAUCCAGGCCUCCGAGCCCAGGAAAGGGACACUGUGCUGUUGCCCCCUGGCCCGAGCUCAGCCUGCAUCAGUGCGUCCUUGCCACAUGGUUAGAGGUCUGUCUGCUGCUAAAGCACAACAAGCACAGGCUCUCAUGCAUCCUGAAGCAAGGCCUCCGGGUUUGCUUGGGAAAGAAAUUCCUGGGAAUUUCGAAAUGAAUUUGAUUUUAUACUUGGGCAUCUCCAUAAAAGGUGACCGCCAGGGCCAGAAGUCCAGGGAAAAAAAUGUUUACUGACUUCCUGGUGUUCUUGCUGUGCGUCUCCGCCGAUGGCCGGUAGUAAAGGCCAGCCCCGGCCUCCAUUCCAAUGGCCUCCAUUCCAAUGGCCUCUCGGCUCGGGGUUGGCAGACGUGCAGCCCAGACGCAGCCUUGUAGCUCACCGUGAUCGGCUCUUCACUGCAGAAUGCGUAAAGAUUCAUUUUUGAAAGAUUCAUUUAAAAGAGAAAACGUACAAGUGACCAAUGAAGGAGGUAAAUAAACUAAGAUAUUCUGAGGGAGGGGUCCUGGGCACACGGCUCCCGCCCUCUGUGUCUGUGGAUGAAGGGCUUUUUGAAUGAAAUGCUGCUGUGCAUUUUCAGGAAAAAAAAUCUCUGAUAAGCAGACUUGGAAUGGAUGUUUGUUCCUCCUGACCCUCUUCUCUGCAUCGUGACGUAGCAUCAGCGGCACUCAGAACUGUGAAUGUACAUAGACUUAGAGUUCAGUCCCCUUUGUGUGAGGUGGGACGGGAGGGCCCCACGGGGACUGAGGGUCCAGGCUGCACGUCAUGAAACAGCUUUGGAUUUUCAGUGGAAUGAAUAAAACAUAGUCUUACACACC
Molecule: messenger RNA, 3641 nt
Organism: Canis lupus familiaris (dog)
Lineage: Eukaryota; Metazoa; Chordata; Mammalia; Carnivora; Canidae
Gene: LPCAT1
Product: lysophosphatidylcholine acyltransferase 1
Exons: 14
Coding region: 183-1640 (485 amino acids)
Molecular function (GO): calcium ion binding
Source: RefSeq, a predicted model, not a curated record